UGAUAUUUUGAAUUUAGUAGCGCACCGCAGCUCGUUACUGCAUCAAUAUAUUAUACCCAGUGCAAUAUACGACAGUGAUAUACUAAGUUAUCUGUAGUUUGAUGUUGUGUUUUAAUUUCAGAAGUUUAAUAAAAUAUCGGUAUUGUAUGAAAUUCAUGACUGGUGACAUAUUAUUUGUUGUUUGAUUAUUUAAUAUAUUGUUUACCGCUAUACAUUUGCAGUAUUUUCUGCAAUGAAGAUUAUAUGGAUUACCCCAUUAUUACUGAUCCAGAGUUACCGUACAAUUGGUUCACAUUUACAAGAAGAAUACAACCAAUAUGCGUUAUACCAGAAGAGACCUUUAAGUCCUCGACCAUUGGAUACAAUGGCAGAUUUAACCAAUGACCUUGGAAUAUGUGUUUUGCGGGUAAUAGCUGCCGGUGGUGCGACUGGAAAUAUUGCAUUUUCUCCUUUUGGUUUAAUGGCAGUAUCAGUUCUACUUUAUGAAGGAUCGAGUGGGUAUUCUGCAUUGCAAAUAAAAGAAUCCCUUAAUUUACCUUGGGAAAUCCUUGCUGUCAGAAUUGGAGUUCGGGAUUUAAAUCGUUACCUUAAAACAUAUUUCAAAAGUGAUGGAUUUUUAAAUGGCCUAACCAUGAGCAGAGAAGAAGUAUGUCUCAGGCCACAAUUCAAACGAGUACUCCGGCUGUACGGUUUUGACGACCCCAAUAGUUUUCUUUUCGAUUCGUGUCCUGACAGUGCUACAACAACGAUCCAACCACUACAGCCUAUGUCUGUUACUACACAUGGUACUGUAGUGACAGAAAUGACCCCAACUAGCCAAAUAAUUCAAGUUUCUACUAAUAUUACGAAUGGAUCGUCUAGUGACAUACCAACAGUGGCUACUGAACUUCCAGCCAAAGUAACUUACCUAGGUGAUGCUAGUUUCACUAUAUCUAAUAUCGAUACAAAUACCAAUCUACCGAUGAAUUCUCAAACAGUCACAAUGGUCGUUGACAUUGAAACACAACCUCACACAAUGCCAUUAGAAUUAUCAACUAAUCAAGCAGAAACAACACUUCUUAUCAACGAACAGGAACCAAAAUCAUCUAAUGAAAUAGAAGUGACCGAUAAAAAACCAAAUGAAUCCUUAACGACUGAGAAAAUUGUUGUAAGUACUAUACCGAUGACCUCUGACGAUCCCAUGACGGUGGCAGCUACAGUAACUCAAACGAACAUAAAUUACAAAAAUGGUGCAUUGAAUUCACCAAUCAAGAAUAUUAUUGAUGUAACAAAUAAUACUAAAUUGCAAACUAGUCCUACAGACAUUUUUACUACUACAUGGUCACAGCAUGAAAGUACAACCGAUGGUUCAUCCUACAUGACUACUGCGGACGUACUUACAAGUGUUAAUGAUGAAAUUGUUUCAUCGAGUAACUCUUAUGUUACUUAUGCUAAAGACAUUUCGGAUAUUACGAUAAUUGCAUCAACGGAAAUCCCAUUAAAAACUACUGACAAUAGCCAACUUAACGGACUGAACACCGCUAUGGAAGAUAAAUACCUCUUUCUCGAAAACACCGUGGAAGGCAUUAUGACCACAACUAAUGAAUUAGAAAUAAAUACAGACGAAAUAACCAAAAGUAUGGACGUCAGAGGUACAUCACAAAUGUUUUCUUCAACAAAACCAAUGUCUAACGACGAUGGUACAACUAUGGAGAUUGAAACGAAUACUGAUCAUAAAAAAAUAACUGAUCGAACAACGCCAUACACAAAUCCUGAAUUAAAUAUCAAUCAAGUAACAACAGUUAGUGAAAAUUUAAUAUCCUCAACAGAUGUUCCAUCGACGAACGUAAGUUCAACCAAUGCGACUGAAACCGAAAUCAUAAAAGAAGCAGAGUCCAAUCAACAUUAUCAAAUAGCUACUUUGGAAAAGAAGAGUGGGAGGUCUAUAGAGUCUAAUGAUAAUUUACCUACUUUUAAUGUCGAGUUCGUAGUACGAAAAGAAGAUAUACGAAAUAAUUGCAAUCAGACAAGAAAAAGGACCAUUAUCAAGCCGGAUAGGAUUUUGACGGAGUACCCAACAAAUUCAGGCGUUUCAAUUACUCUUAGAGGAUCAAAGAAGCGUAGACGAAGACAUUUGAAUCAGUAUCAAGGGUACAAUACAAAUCGCAAUCAAUGGUUCAAUGGUUACAAGACUUACGGGCCUCCACUUGGCUGGAUGGACAGGUCGUCCAAUCCAUUUGAGUCAAUUAAUUUGUUCAAUUCUGGCUAUCAACGUAUUCCAUUUUUUACGUAUACAGCUGUAUUACCUUUUGGAUUUAUUUUCGAGUUAAAGUCACAAGUUAUCGAGAUACCUUUAGAUGACCCAAAGUACACGUUGAUGAUACUUAUGCCGAACCAUCCGAAUGGUCUGUCCGAGCUGCUGCUGCUGCUGCCGUCCAUGUCUUUGCGCAACAUACACAAUUCUCUGAAACCGACAGCCGUUCACGCGACCGUGCCCACGUUCAAAUACACUGCCAAAGUGGAUUUGACUUCAGCUUUACAACAGGUAUAUAACUAUAUAAGGAAUUCUUACAAUAAAUUGAGGUACCUAUACGUUCAUUACUCGGACAAGCAGACCGUGCAAUUUAUGGUGUUGAGAGCGUUGUCUUCCUUAGUUCCUAAAUCGGCACAAGGUUCAAGGGCACAAUACCAGGCGUCAAAGACCCACCUCGAAGACAGCAGCUUAAUCAUCGUCGGCAUCCAUGACGUGUUCUACAGGUACAGGGCGGACCUUUCGUUCAUGUCUCCGGACGCUCGGCUGUUUGUCAGUUCGGUUCAGCAAGUGGUGUCCGUGACGGUGAAAAAGUACAACACGCCACCGGUUUAUGAAAUCCAACGCAAAUAUGUAGAACAAGAAUUUGUUGUGUCAAAACCAUUUAUAUAUUUCGUGAUGGACAUACAUACCAAAGUCAGUCUUAUAGCUGGAGUAAUUACCGAUCCAUUAGCAUCACCAAUUUGGGUUUGAUGUUAGAAUGUAUAUUGUGCAUCUUGCAUUAAUGUCUUUUCAUAAAUUAAGGUUAAUAAACGAGAGCAUUGUCUUAGUACUGAUAUGUAAAAAUAAAACAUGUAAAAACUAGUUGUCAAAUAACAUUUGGUAUUUAAUAAUGUCAGAACAACAUGAACAUUACAAAAUAACAUUUAUUUAUUUGCCUUUCUUGGCCUUGAUCUUCCUGUGGUAAAAUUCCAAUUCUUUGCCUUCUAGGAUGUAACCAUCAGCACGUCCGCAUUGACCAGGUCUGCUUCCCAAGCAUGCUA
This is a messenger RNA of Myzus persicae (green peach aphid), 3273 nucleotides long. RefSeq lists its product as uncharacterized. Gene Ontology annotation, molecular function: serine-type endopeptidase inhibitor activity. The record is from RefSeq and is a predicted model, not a curated record. NCBI's taxonomy places the organism in Eukaryota, Metazoa, Arthropoda, Insecta, Hemiptera, Aphididae. The coding region runs from base 233 to 2983 and encodes 916 amino acids. The transcript has 9 exons.